GUCAUUAGUAUUUACAUGGGAAUCACUGUAAAUCUGGCAGAGGCAUGGGAACCCUACAAAGCCGCGAAAACUGCCCUCAACUACACCCUGGAUCUUUCAAACGUCAAAGAGCAGGCAAGCAGAUACGCUGCGGUCACUGAGCGGGUGCACACUCAGGUGCAGCAGUUUCUGAAAGAGGGCUGUCUGAGGGAAGAGCUGGUGCUGGACAAUAUUCCCAAGCUGCUGAAUUGCCUGCGAGACUGCAAUGUGGCAAUCCGCUGGCUGAUGCUUCACACUGCAGACACAGCUUGUGAUCCAAAUAACAAACGUCUCCGCCAGAUGAAGGAUCAAAUUCUUGUAGACUCAAGGUACAAUCCCAGGAUCCUUUUCCAGCUUCUUCUGGAUACAGCUCAGUUUGAAUUCAUUUUGAAAGAGAUGUUCAAGCAGAUGCUGUCAGAAAAACAAACAAAAUGGGAGAACUAUAAAAAAGAAGGAUCUGAAAGGAUGACUGAGCUUGCUGACGUCUUCUCGGGAGUUAAACCUCUUACUAGAGUGGAGAAAAAUGAAAACCUUCAGGCUUGGUUCAGAGAAAUCUCCAAGCAAAUAAUGUCUCUAAACUAUGAUGAUUCCACUGCAGCAGGCAGAAAAACUGUGCAGCUAAUACAGGCACUGGAGGAGGUCCAAGAGUUUCACCAGCUGGAAACUAACCUGCAAGUUUGCCAGUUUCUGGCUGACACCCGCAAAUUCCUCCAUCAGAUGAUCCGAACUAUCAACAUUAAAGAAGAGGUCCUAAUCACCAUGCAGAUAGUUGGUGACCUUUCUUAUGCUUGGCAAUUAAUUGACAGCUUUACAUCUAUUAUGCAGGAAAGCAUACGAGUCAGUCCCUCUAUGGUUACUAAACUCAGAGCCACAUUCCUAAAGCUUGCUUCUGCUCUUGACUUGCCACUUCUCCGCAUCAAUCAAGCCAAUAGUCCCGAUCUUCUCAGUGUCUCGCAGUAUUAUUCUGGCGAGUUGGUUUCCUAUGUAAGAAAGGUUCUACAGAUAAUUCCAGAAAGCAUGUUUACAUCUCUUCUCAAAAUUAUAAAGCUUCAGACUCAUGAUAUUAUUGAAGUGCCUACUCGCCUUGAUAAGGACAAGCUCCGAGAUUAUGCUCAGCUUGGACCGCGAUACGAGGUGCAGUUAACAUAG
This is a messenger RNA of Eurypyga helias (sunbittern), 1167 nucleotides long. Its product is annotated as WASH complex subunit strumpellin. Gene Ontology annotation, cellular component: WASH complex; endosome. The annotation marks the transcript as partial. NCBI's taxonomy places the organism in Eukaryota, Metazoa, Chordata, Aves, Eurypygiformes, Eurypygidae. The transcript is spliced from 9 exons. The record is from RefSeq and is a predicted model, not a curated record. Gene Ontology annotation, biological process: endosome organization; actin filament polymerization; endosome fission.